Syngnathus acus (greater pipefish) is the source of this 1925-nucleotide messenger RNA. Its product is annotated as mucin-5AC. The transcript has 12 exons. Bases 64 to 1209 code for a protein of 381 amino acids. The record is from RefSeq and is a predicted model, not a curated record. Lineage: Eukaryota; Metazoa; Chordata; Actinopteri; Syngnathiformes; Syngnathidae.
UUCACUUCACCCGCAGCUGACACAAGCUACGCCACAGCAGGCUUCUUCGCUGCCACAGUGACAAUGGCCGCAACCACUUUUCAAAUGUACACAGACCUGAUUGGUGUCUCAACACCACGUCUUGUCUUGGUCGGUCUACUUCUUCUCGCGAUGUCAGGAGUCACGUCCGGCGCCACUUUGUCUUCGCCCGUCUCCGGGACGGCCGCCUCCACGUCCAUAGCCACGUCCAUCUCCUCAAGUCCAAGUAGCGGCUCCGGGACACCGACGAUGAUGACGACGAUGAUGUCCACCAGCAAAGCACCCAUGCCAACCACCACGCCCAUUUCCAGCACCACCACAACCAUGGCAGCGAGUCCAAACAGUGGCUCCAUGAUGAUGUCCACCACCAAGACGUACCCGGCCACCACCAUGCCCAUGUCCGGCUCUCCAAACACAGGCUCUGGAAACACCACCAUGAUGAUGACGUCCAACUCCACUGGGAGCAUGGCCAAUAUGACAGUGACAACCAUGGGCAUGAUAUCCUGCCCGGUAUUUUCGUGUAACUGCUCCGAAUGCAAGGCAAUGUACGCCAGUCAAAAUACUACGCAGUGUGCCAGCGGUGAAUGGUGUCAGUUGUUGAAGACGGACGCGAUGUACUACACGGCCAACUGCAGCGCCCCCUGCAGUAGUGGCUGCGCCAACGCCACUGACGUCAACUGCGCCGUCGCCUGCUGCAACAGCACUGGCUGCCUUGACGACACCUUUGCAUCCCUGAUGAUGACGACCACGUCCGUGGCAGUUGCUCCGACCACCGCAUCCGUCACCACAGCCAUGACCGUGGCCCCUACCGGUCAAGCUACGACAACUAAAUCUCAGGGAAACAAAUGCCAGAAAGGGACUUGCACCGGCGCUACCUGCUACAGCAGCUUCAGCAACACACUGGAGACAUGCUCCUCCACACAGCUGCAAUGCCAGUUGAGCAAGCAAACGGUCAACGGCAACACGCAGUGGACAGCGGGCUGCACCACCACCUGCUCGGACCAGGAGCCGUGCAAGGGCGCCACGUCGCCUCCCUGCCACCUGGAGUGCUGCGACGCCGGCGCCGUGUCCUGCCUGUGGCUCAACGGCACACUUAACCACGUUUCCUCUGAUGCCGCGGGCACUCGUCUACGCUCGGGAUGGACCACGGCCGCGAUGUGCCUCCUGCUGGCUUUGGGCCUCCUGUUGUGAGGAUGCAAAAUCCAUCCCCCUAGUCUAUGUUGCUGAUGUGUGCUUGUAGUUUACAAGAUGUUUGGUGACAUUGAAACACACACUUGUACGUUUUUACCCCCCCCCCCCUGCACAUUUGAAGGUUCCGCACAAUUCGACGUAAGUAUUGAAAAGAUAACACGUUACAUUUGGUGAGGAAAAUGCAACAUGAAGCGCUUCCAAUGAUAUUUUGGGAAAUAGAAAUGUGCCUUACCAAUUGAGGUUCGAAUAAGUCAGAUACGCAAUACCUGCAUAAUCGAGAGAGUCCAAAAAAGAUUGUUACGUUUAUUCAGUUAAGGUUUCAAAAGUGACCAUUUUGUAGAUUUCUUUCCUCAUCGUGCAGGCAUGUCUUGCCCUCGUUGUUUUUUCCCCACUAAAAUGCUUUCUCUUCAUUUCUAUCGUUUAUAAAGCCAUGGCAAGAAUGAUGUAGCUGUGACACUAUAUAUCAUAUUAUGAUGCACUUUAUGCAACACCAGCAGGGAACGGUCACAAAGUGUGGUGGAAAGCUGUUGCGAUGUUUUCGCAGAGGCAUUUGUUUCGUUCCUUUUGUGUUGUUCUUAUUGCUGUUUUCAAUUUCCUUGUGAAUGUCUUAGUUGAGAUGACAUGUCGUUUUCAUGUCAAUUUGAAAAUCAAGUCAAGUGUUUUGUGUUGUAUAAAAUAUGGACAUUUCUAUUUGGAAAUAAAUCUUAUCAACCAUC